AAAAAACUGUAACAGCUAGGCUACUUAUUCAAUUGUUACCAAUACUCGAGUAUAGUUUUGUACGAUUAUAUUCAAAAAUGUUUUAAUCGCUAACAAUUUGUAACAUAAAGAUUCAUCGAAACGGAACAAAACAAAAAAACUUCUUUUUGCAACAACUUGAAGGUAAACUCUCGCUUAAAAAUAAAUAAAACAGAAAAUAUGAAGAGCCUUGAGCGAUCAGCACGUAAAGUCAGAAAAGGACAUUACAUUGCAACACAUAACAGUCCAUCACCGCCUUAUGGAUCAACAAAUCGAGCAUAUUUUUCUGAUGGUGAUGACAGUCGAGCACCAUCAGAACGAACUUUAUCAGAAUAUACAAUCACAAAUGAGAGAACUUCACCGCCUAAACCACCAUCAAGGAAGUCUCGAACGAUGGAACGAUCAGCAAAAAAUGGAAUUAGUCAUAAUGGAAUCUAUUCAGAAGGUCCACGAUCACUUUCUAGUCCUCCAACGCGUCAACCGCCACGCGCACCAUCAGCAUUAAGCUAUGAUCAUGGUGGUGAGACAGGAGAUAUUUAUGUGACAAGUGCAGCAUAUAAGACGCCUUCAGAAAUAAGUCGUUACUCGAUGCCGCAUCGGACACAUUAUACUAAGCCACAGAGUGUAUAUUCAGUUGCAAGUAGUCGUAAAAGUAAUCGUACGGGACGAAGUCACACAUCAAGACGAAUGGGAGCAAAGGUUGAAGCAAUGUCUGCUCCAAAUCCCUUCUGUCCAAAUUUACGAGGAGUUUGUUGUCUCAUGUUACUCAUCAAUCUUGGACUUAUUCUUAUCACGCUUGGCUUCGUCAUUGUCAUUCAGUUUGUUGAGCCUCUCUUUGUUUGGAUUCUUGGAAUAGUCUUCCUCAUAUUUGGCUUCGCAACACUCAUCGGCUCGAUGAUUUAUUGUGUGAUUGUAUGCAGAGAUGUUAAGACGCCUUCGCAACUUAAAAAUGAAGACUUGUAUUGGACAAAGCAUUGGCAGAAGAACAUUGGCUACACGCCUCACGAGAUUGACUAUAAAACCGAUCCAGACGGUUAUUCAGUCAGUAAAAUAAGUGGAAAAUAUUCCGAUCGAGGUAGUUCUAGGUAUUAA
Molecule: messenger RNA, 1110 nt
Organism: Chironomus riparius
Lineage: Eukaryota; Metazoa; Arthropoda; Insecta; Diptera; Chironomidae
Source: the annotation of a GenBank genome assembly